Molecule: messenger RNA, 585 nt
Organism: Chlorella variabilis
Lineage: Eukaryota; Viridiplantae; Chlorophyta; Trebouxiophyceae; Chlorellales; Chlorellaceae
Exons: 5
Biological process (GO): RNA processing
Molecular function (GO): RNA binding; RNA methyltransferase activity
Source: RefSeq, a predicted model, not a curated record
UACCUGAUCACCUACAACGUGUCAAAGAAGCACAAUCUAGGCACGCUGGCGAGGUGCGCCACGGCGUUCAACGUGCGGCAGCUGUGCCUGGUGGGAUCGCGGCAGUUCAACACAUUUGGCGCACACGGCUCCAGCGAGUAUGUGGACUUCUGCCACUACAACACACUGGACGAGUGCUGCCAGGACCUGAAGGACAACAAGGGGUGCACGGUGGUGGGGGUGGAGAUCAUAGAUGGCGCGCAGCCGGUGCACCGAUUCCCGUUCCGCGGCAACACAGCCUUCAUGCUGGGGAAUGAGGGCCAGGGCCUGAACGAGAAGCAGCUGGCGCUGUGCGACUCCUUCCUGUACAUUCCGCAGUACGGCGCCGGUACCGCCUCCCUCAACGUCGCCGUGGCCGCCUCCAUCGUGCUCCACCACUUUGCCCUGCACGCCGGUUACGGCGAGAGGCAGCGAGAGGGCUACAAGUUCACGCUGGGCGAGCGGCCGCAGCGCACAGCCCCACGUGGCGUGGUGCCGCUCAGUGGCGAAGAGCUGGCGGCAGAGCGGCAGCGGCGGCAGCGGGCGGCGCAAGACGGCGACGCCGAC